Molecule: messenger RNA, 651 nt
Organism: Prorocentrum cordatum
Lineage: Eukaryota; Dinophyceae; Prorocentrales; Prorocentraceae
Source: the annotation of a GenBank genome assembly
AUGAUAUGUUCAAUCGCCGACAUAUUGGCAUCAGUCACUGUAGCAUUGUUGUCGAUAGAGAAGGCAGCACUAUACACCUCCAUCCACACAACAUCUCUGGAGCUCGGCUUGCGACAAGUCCGCGAGACACGACCGACAUCAAUCCAGCAACCGACUCCGACUCCAGCCGUCGACACACCACCAUCGAAGACAAUCGAUGGCACAAUACCUGGGAAGACUAGAAACAUCAUGGGGCCCCUGCCCUAUACGAUCCUGAAAACCGUCAUUGCCCGAGCGGCCAGCAUGGGUGAGCACGUCCGCCCGCGUGUUCCAUCCUUUCAAGCAAUAUUCGAUCAUGUCACGUCCAGGAGCAAAAGGGCGAAUGAGGAACAUAAAACACAUACCAUCCAGGCGGUUAAUUAUUCUGUCAACCCUACGUUGGGAAUCCAUGUUCGCCACCUGCCAGUAUCCCUGAGAUCACGAGACAACCGAGACACUAUCACCAUGAAUGCUUACCAGGACCCCAAAAGACUCAAGAUCCCAAUCAACAUCCUCCCAUUUAGACACAUGUACAGCCAGACGUUUAGCCAAUCGAUCACCAGCCAGUUGCGAGCCCUCCGUGACCUGAAAUUCCCUGACAUUCUGCUGGGUCUCAAUGUGGACCUCCCCUAA